Molecule: messenger RNA, 2074 nt
Organism: Passer domesticus (house sparrow)
Lineage: Eukaryota; Metazoa; Chordata; Aves; Passeriformes; Passeridae
Gene: KCNK18
Product: potassium two pore domain channel subfamily K member 18
Exons: 3
Coding region: 334-1512 (392 amino acids)
Biological process (GO): potassium ion transmembrane transport; stabilization of membrane potential
Cellular component (GO): plasma membrane
Molecular function (GO): outward rectifier potassium channel activity; potassium ion leak channel activity
Source: RefSeq, a predicted model, not a curated record
UAAGCAUGAAUUGGCUCCAGUGGAAGCUGAUAGGAGCUGGUAGCCCAUGUGCAUUACAGGGCUGGCUGAUCAAUAAUAAUUCAGGGAUAGAGUGGCGUGGCGUCAACUGAGAAGUAUUUCAGGGCUUGAUCAGUUCUGCUUUUCCGUGGGGACUGUAGUGUAAUCUUCACUUAUAAAGACAUGUGAUCUGAAAGCCUGAGGCAGAACAAUCCUUGUUUUCACAGGAGGAGCUUUUCUUGGCUGCAAAAGCUUUUACAUCCUCAUCUUUCUUUCUAAAAGCUGUGUCUUCUCCACAAAAUUUUAUCCUUAAAAAAAAAAAAAGACGAGCUUAGGAUGGCAACAACAUCACAGUCUCUGCGUGGUAAAAUGACAUGUAAAAAAAUAUUUUGGGCAGUGUUUCCUCAUGCCUGCUUCAUUGUGUCUCUUGUCAUCUAUGCUUUUCUUGGGGCUCUCAUGUUUUACCACAUUGAAGGUACCCGGAAGGCCACAGUAAGUGAAGAAUACAGAACAUUUCUGCACAAGCUGAUGUACCUCGCCAGAAGGUUAUCAGAUAACGGGACAGAUAACGUGACAGUGAAUGAGAAGUUUAACAAUGACAUCCGUGAGCUUUUCAACACAGCUGACCCGGUCUGGUUUAUCAAUCCACAAGAAAGAUGGAGUUUCUUUGGGUCUCUCUUUUUUUGCUGCACAGUAUUCACAACAGUGGGUUAUGGUAAUACCUAUCCUGUGACACGGAUUGGGAAGUAUCUCUGUAUGUUGUAUGCUUUAUUUGGGAUCCCCCUGAUGUUCUUGGUCCUGACAGACAUGGGAGACAUCCUUGCAACUGUCUUAUCCAAGUCCUACAACGAGUUCAGGAAACUACAGUCAAAAAUUCUUGCCUCUAAACUCUGCUCUGGAUCCACAUGUAGCAAAAGGAAUGAACUGAAAUCCAGGGCACAGUCCAAAAUAGUCAUCAACGAGCCCCUGACUAUUAUGGAAGUGCUGAGAAGUCAGGCAGGUGUGAAACCAGUCAAAUAUCGCAACGUGGAACUUUUUGAAAUGUUAAUUGCCAGGGAGAAUGAAAACACACAACCAGCAAGAAAUAAAAGCAUAGAGAGAUGGAGUUCAUGUCCUGAACUAGCCAGGGAAAAGACAGUGUCCAGAGUAAUCAAGAAUUUUGACAAAAUAGGAAAAGAGUUAGAAAAAUUAGAUGUGCCCAUUGUAUUGAUGGUGCUCGUUAUCUUUGUGUACAUCUCCUGUGCUGCUGCUAUUCUUCCAAACUGGGAAAAAAAUAUGGAUUUUCAGGAAGCCUUUUAUUUCUGCUUUAUCACUUUGACCACUAUUGGAUUUGGAGAUACAAAAUUAGAACAUCCCAAGUUUUUCUUGUUUUUUUCCCUCUACAUUAUAAUUGGCAUGGAAAUUGUCUUCAUUGUUUUUAAACUGGGCCAAGACCGCUUAAUUGUUCUGUAUAAGAAGGUGAUUUCAUUUUGUGCAGAGAAAAAUAUGCCAUCAAAGAAGAUAUACCCAAAAUAAGAGCAGUCAUUUCUCCUUCACUUGUCAGCAUUGGCCACUGCAGUGAGAUGAAAUUGUUUCUGUGCAUUUCUGCCCUGGGCUGGCAGGUGCCAUAUUUUAAUCUGAUUUCCUCUGAGAAAUGACUGUGAAAUGGCUGAACGCCUCUGGAGGCACUUGGUGAAGGCAUCUCCAGGGAGUACUUUCCAGAGGGGUCCCUUCUCCUAAAUAACCACAGAUGCUCCAUGAUGAAGAAGCUGAAGGCUCUCCCUGCCAGUUCUCCCUGACAUUUUUUGCAAAGCUCUGACUUUCUGCAGCCUUUCUGUCCCCCUCUCCCACUGCAAGCAAAUUCAGGAAGUUUGUUUUCAGUACUCGUCCAAGCAAGACCCAGAUCUCCUGGAAGGUCCUGUCCUGCCACCUGCUCUGCAGCCAGCUUGGCUGUGUCUGUCUGUCCUGAGCUGUGACACCCUGCUGCUGCCAUCUGCUCUUCAUCAGAGAGCUGGGGAGGAGAGGUGUGGACCCAGCUGCUGUGUGUGGCAAACACCACGCCUGGCACAGCUCAGGGAAAUGUUCCAUGCAAAGGAGG